UCCCCUCCCCUUGCCAUGGCACAGCACGACGGCAAGCCCUACCAGCCGCGCCGGGGCCCCGAGCGGCCCCCGCAGCCGGCCGAGGACCCGGCGCCGCCCGCCGACGGCGUCGACCACCUCGCCAUGGUCGCGGCCGAGGCGGAGGCCAUGGUGGCGGCGGAGGCGGAGGCCAUGGCGCCCGCGGACGGCGUCGACCACCUCGCGAUGGUGGCGGCCGAGGCGCAGGCGCAGGCGAUGAGCGCGUACGAGGAGGAGGAGCCCGAGCCGGGGGUGGAUUUGACGGAGGAUGAGCUGGAGGAAGAGGAUGAGGAGGAGGAGGAAGAGGAGGAGGAGAUGGAGAUGGAGGAGGAGGAGGACGACGCCGAACAUCAGCAUCAGCAUCACGGCGAGGCCCAACCGAUGGACGCCGACGCCGCGGCUGCUGCUGCUGCUGCGGCUGCGGCUGCGGGCGUUCCGUUGGACCCGCACGCGGGGAUGGCCCCUGCGCCCGUGCAUCCCGCCUCUACGAACCAGCUCACCCUGUCCUUCCAGGGCGAGGUCUACGUCUUCGACUCCGUCUCCCCUGAUAAGGUGCAAGCGGUGCUUCUGCUGCUCGGAGGGAGGGAACUUAACCCGGGCAUCGGCGGAGCGUCGUCGUCAACGCCAUACAGUAAGAGGUUGAACUAUCCGCACCGGGUGGCGUCGCUGCUGAGGUUCAGGGAGAAGCGGAAAGAGCGCAACUUCGAUAAGAAGAUCCGGUAUUCCGUUCGCAAGGAGGUUGCACUAAGGAUGCAGCGCAAGAGAGGUCAAUUUACAUCUUCAAAACCAAGACCUGAUGAAGCAAUGUCAGAAUCGGCAACUGCAGAUGGCUCCCCAAAUUGGGCAUCACUGGAAGGUCGGCCUCCGUCUGCUGCCGAAUGCCAUCACUGUGGUACUAAUGCAAAGAGUACACCUAUGAUGCGUCGUGGACCUGAUGGACCAAGAACAUUAUGCAAUGCUUGCGGCCUCAUGUGGGCAAAUAAGGGCAUGUUGAGGGACCUAGCAAAAUCUUCUACCACACAUCUUCAAGUUGUGGUAUCAGCUCCAAAUGAUGGUCAGAAUGGAAAUGCUGCUGUUGUACCUUAUGCUGAGCAAGAGAACCCUUCAGCACCGGCAGAAAAUGGUCACCAGUCUUAGACAUGAGUAAAGUGCUGUUUGUUAAAGGUGGACGAAGGAUUAUCAUCCUUGAGUGAACUUUCUGUGUAGGCGAACUGCUUGUACUAUAACUUGAGCGAGGAACUGCUAGGUAGGUGUUGCUUGAGCAUCAUGUAGGGUUGAAGAGCUGCUACUUUAUCUGAUGGGAUCAUGCUUACGGCCCUUGUUGUGGCCAUAACAGUUUUAUUUCUUGUUUGAGCCGUGAGGCUGAUAACGACGGAGCCCCUGUCUCCAGUGUUGUAUGUGAAUGCUUUGUGCCCUGUUGUUAUUUGUAGAUGUCAAAGUAGAUGUUUUAACCCAAUGCAGCAACCUGUUCCGUUCUUCGUAGUCACUGAUCUAUCACCGCUAAAUGAAUUGUGUGCUGAGUUCAAAAUGUCUGCAAGGUUGAA
Lolium rigidum is the source of this 1562-nucleotide messenger RNA. Its product is annotated as GATA transcription factor 20-like. The coding region runs from base 16 to 1155 and encodes 379 amino acids. NCBI's taxonomy places the organism in Eukaryota, Viridiplantae, Streptophyta, Magnoliopsida, Poales, Poaceae. The record is from RefSeq and is a predicted model, not a curated record. Gene Ontology annotation, biological process: regulation of DNA-templated transcription. Gene Ontology annotation, molecular function: sequence-specific DNA binding; protein binding; zinc ion binding. The transcript is spliced from 7 exons.